Messenger RNA from Puma concolor (puma), 1608 nucleotides. RefSeq names its product inhibitory synaptic factor family member 2B (gene INSYN2B). Lineage: Eukaryota; Metazoa; Chordata; Mammalia; Carnivora; Felidae. The record is from RefSeq and is a predicted model, not a curated record.
AUGGCCCAGCAAAAUAUGAAAGUGCGGCCUGUGCUUCUAAAGCGUAACAGCCUAGAGUCAGUGGAGUUUGUGAAGCAACCCCACCACCGCAGGAGCAAAUCUCAACAGGUUCGAUUCAAGGAAGAUGGGACCAGUAAGACUCCACCUGGCCUAGCUGAGGCUGAUGUCCAGACUUCUGAGGACCAAGGUGCGAUGGGUAAGACUCAAGCCUCCAGGCACCAUCACCUUCCCACCUACUCACUCUCCUUCCCCAGGUCCCAGAAGGCAGGGGGCUUUCGGAACAUUGCGAUCCAAACCUCCCCCAGUCUCAGGAAGCAUUUCCCAGUUUUCAAAAGGAAGAGACUCACAGCCAGCAAGUCCCUGGUAGAAAUGCCAACAGCAUCCCAAAGUGCCAUCCAGGUCAACGGCAACCUCUCUGAACAGGACAUUGUGUCCUCUGACCUUGCCUACUUAAGAUUGGCUCAGCAUCUUGAGGAUGGGCCUCGAAGGGUCAAAGUGUCUCAUCCAUUUCCUCCUAGAAUGUCCAAGGUGCAGAGCAAUGGGCCUAUUAGCAUAUGCUUGGAAGCAGGGGCUUGGAGGGCCUCAGAGAAAGCAACUGCUGCCAUUCAGGUCCCCGAUGAUAUUUACCACAGUCCUACCUGGGCAGCUAGAAAGUCCACUUUCAGCCCAGACAGGUCAGGUGAUAUAAGCAACUCCAUACAUCCUUUGGUUGACAUAUGUCCAGGUGAUGGGAGAACAGUGCCACUAUCAGAUUCAGAAAGAUCCCCUUCCUGCUUAAAUGCCACCAGCGAUGCCAGCCACAUGCCAGGCACAGGGAAACUUAAACCCGAAUUGCUUUUGCCCAAAGACAACUCUGAUGACAAAGACCUUGGACCAUUGUCAUCUCGGUCAAAGGAAACAUGUGUUCCCUCACCUCCACGGACUCACCGCUCCCCCUCACCAGGCUCCCACAGCCAGCCAGCCCAUCCGGGAGGGGCUUCAGACUAUUCUUCAUCGAGCAACAAUCACCAGGAUCUGCUGUCACUCAAAACUAACAGUGUGUCAAAAUCUGUCCCCAUGUGUCAGGAGCAGAUGGCAAAGAACCCCACCCAGUCAGACACCCAGGACUUUCAAAAUUGUUCAGGAAACAGUCACCUCCCAGCUCCUCUUCCAAGGAGGGAGACCACACUGCAGAGCAGCAGAGAGACUGGUGGGAUUAAUCCAAUUCACCUGGCACGGGGGGAGCUCUGUGAUCUCCAAGGCAGGCUGCAGUCGGUGGAGGAAUCUCUGCAUUCGAACCAAGAGAAAAUUAAAGUCCUUUUGAAUGUAAUCCAAGACUUGGAGAAAGCUCGAGCUCUCACAGAAGGGCGCAACUUUUAUCGAACUGGCCAAGAUCUCAACAACUGCAGUACCUGCCAGAAUACAGCGUGCAUCAUAUACAGUGUAGAAUAUGAUUUUCGACAGCAGGAAGGCAGGUUCCAUGAAGUUCUACAGAGUCUGGAGGAAGCAGAACCAGUUGAGGAGGCAUCUCCCCCACCAAAGUCCCCAGCAGAGCCUCCAGUCCCUGAGAAACAGGACUUAAGGAGGAAAACCAAGAAAGUGAAGAAGAAAUGCUUCUGGUGGAUCUGA